Molecule: messenger RNA, 930 nt
Organism: Ipomoea nil (Japanese morning glory)
Lineage: Eukaryota; Viridiplantae; Streptophyta; Magnoliopsida; Solanales; Convolvulaceae
Product: NDR1/HIN1-Like protein 3-like
Exons: 2
Coding region: 30-716 (228 amino acids)
Biological process (GO): defense response to other organism
Source: RefSeq, a predicted model, not a curated record
UCUCACAACUUUCUUUAAUCAUUCUAGAUAUGCCGGAACCGCACUUGAACGGAGCCUACUACGGGCCAUCCAUCCCACCGCCGGCAAAAUCCUACCACCGCCCCGGCAGCGGCAGCAGCUGCAACCCCUGCGGCUGCCUCUUCAGCUGUCUCUGCAAUUGCCUCUGCCAGAUCCUCUGCACCCUCCUGGUGGUUCUGGGCGUGGUGGCGCUGGCCCUCUGGCUCGUCCUCCGCCCCAACAAGGUCAAAUUCUACGUCGACGACGCCGCCCUCACCCAGUUCGACCUCUCCACCACCAACAGCUCCCUCUACUACAACCUCGCCCUCAACUUCACCGUCCGCAACCCCAACAAGCGCAUCGGCAUCUACUACGACCACUUCGAAGCCUCCGGGUUCUACAAGGGGCAGCGGUUUAGCACCCAGAACCUCCCCACGUUCUACCAGGGCCACAAGAACACCACCGCCCUGAGCACGGCGUUCAGGAGCAAUAACAUCGUCUCCCUCGACUCCAGCGACCGGAAUAGCUACAACGACGAGAAGAGCCGCGGGGUUUACGAAAUCGACGUCAAGCUUUACCUGAGAAUUAGACUGAAGAUUGGGUGGAUCAAGACUAAGAAGAUUAAGCCCACCAUCGAAUGCGAUCUCAAGGUUCCUUUGCAAUCCAACGGCAGAUCGUCUGGGAGUUUCGAGCGGACUAGGUGCCAUCUUGAUUGGUAGAUGUAGAUGAUGAUGGGCCCUACCGUACCCAUUCUUGUUUAUGCAUUUCCAUUGCUACUUAUUUUUCAGUAUUUUUUUCCCCUUUUGGGAGUUACAUUUCAGCGCAUUAUUAUUAUUGUUAUAUAUUCAUUUGUAUGAUCUUGUUGUCCUUCUCCAUUCAUGGACUGUCUGUCUGAGUUUUUGUCGUAAAUAAAUAAUAGCAUUUUCUCUUAAA